AUCCCCAGGUGUUGUUAUCAAUCGUGCAUGGAUUAGGCGCUUUCAAUUUCUGCUCAGCACCGUGAUAAAGACAGUUGACUCUGAAACGGCAACCAUGGCGGUUCAAUCUCCGAUCGGUCUGGACAUUAGGGAAGUGAACUUGACGGACAAUUUGGCCCCUCUCGAGUAUUAUGGCCACUUUGAUCUCGUAGGACGAGCUUAUCUGGAGAACACCCAGACGUCUGCCCAGGUCACUCUGGAUCGCGCGCAGAAACCGUUCAUCAUUGGAGGUCCUUUGGGCAAUCAGAAGUACAUCUUCGAGCAGCUGCACUUUCAUUGGGGCGAUCAUGAUCACCUCGGCUGCGAGCACACCAUCGAGGGCUGUCGUUACUCCAUGGAAGGACACGCUGUCCACUAUAACGCCAAGUAUCGUGACUUUCAGGAGGCUGUCACGAAGCCCGACGGGAUUGCCGUGACAGGAUUCUUCCUCCAGGCUCUCGGUGACACCGAUUUGCCCGAGUUCGAUAAGAUCACCCAUGCGAUCCGCCAAGUUUCUGACCCAAAGGCCAAAACGCAAAUUGAUCCCGAUUGCCUCGCUUGGAUGAACCUGCAGGAUCUCUCCAAGCACUACUACACCUACAAGGGAUCCCUCACGACCCCGCCAUACUACGAGAGCGUCACCUGGAUCGUGUACAAGACCCCAGUUUACGUGUCCAAGCGCCAGAUUGAUGUGUUCCGCAAACUUAGCUGCAGUCGCGAGGAUAAAUCCAAGAAGAUCAUCAACAAUUACCGCGACGUGCAGCGUCCACGUCACAACCCGCGGGUUGUUUUCGUGCGCAACUGCGUGAACCUCAAAGCCAAGCUGUAGACUGGUUCAAU
Messenger RNA from Phlebotomus argentipes, 858 nucleotides. Its product is annotated as carbonic anhydrase 2-like. Gene Ontology annotation, cellular component: cytoplasm. The transcript has 2 exons. Lineage: Eukaryota; Metazoa; Arthropoda; Insecta; Diptera; Psychodidae. Gene Ontology annotation, molecular function: zinc ion binding; carbonate dehydratase activity. The record is from RefSeq and is a predicted model, not a curated record. Bases 95 to 847 code for a protein of 250 amino acids.